Messenger RNA from Cladocopium goreaui, 4437 nucleotides. Lineage: Eukaryota; Dinophyceae; Suessiales; Symbiodiniaceae. The record is from the annotation of a GenBank genome assembly.
AUGAGCCGAGUCGAUGUGCUGGCGGAUGACCGCGGCCUCCAGGGAUGCUUCAAGGUGGCAAACAUCCAGCAAGAAUGGGCGCAGGACUUCAUCACCAAGCACAAGUUGGUCACCCUGGACGACUAUAUCUACUCGGUUGCCAAUGAUACAUGGGAAAAGGGUGUGGAAACCUUGGUGUCCCAGGUUCCCACCCUCCGGGACAACAUGAUCGCGCUAGCGCGGUUUCGUAGCGCUUUUGACAUUGGCCGAGAAGCCUUGCGCCAGGCUGCAGCGCCAGCAACGAAGAGUGCCGAUUUGGACGAGCCUCUGCCAGAGGCGACUAUGAAGUCUCUCAACCAGGAUUGGGCUCGCCGGUACAAUUUGCAGCUGGAUCCGUCGUUGGAGCCCUGUGAGGCCCUCCGGUCCAGGCUCUACCGAGAGUUUCGGAAAGGCCAGCUCACGGUCAUUGAGGCUCGCAAAGUCAAGAGCGUCAUCACAGUGGCCCAGCCCAAGACACAAGGGUCGGUUACUCUGGGAGACAACCUCCACUUGGAAUUUGAGAAGGAGGAGGGUAUCCCGAUCAAGAGCUGUGUGGAAUAUUACCUGCAGAUGCGGGUGCUUGCUCAUGCUUUGGCAUGGGCGGGCAACUACCAGGUGGAUUAUGAAGGUGGGCGCCACUGGAUGAUGGACCUUUCCACCGUGCUGGGCUAUGUGGAUGUCGCCUUGCGUAGUUCUAUCGAAUUCGCAGGUGGGUCCAUGUUGUGGCUGCAACGAAACGACGUGUUGACACGGGGCAAGCUGGCGACCUAUGUCAACAGAGGCAUGCCAGGUUCUGUGGCCAUGAAACAGGCCUUGCACGAGACGCACUUCGAGUGGCGGUCUCCCUUGGCUGCCCCGCUGGUGGUGUCCUCUGGGUCUGGGUCCCCAGGGACCACCAAGCGGAAGCAAGAAAGCAGCCCUCUGCCUGUGGGUGAGGCACCGACCAAGCGGCCGCGCACCUUGAAGGCAGAUCGGUGGGCCACAGUGAGCAUGAUCAAGGGCGGUAAGCGAUUGUGCAAGCCGUACAACGACGGCAGGGGGUGCAGCAACUCGCAGUGUGAUCAGAUGCAUGCCUGCGAUGUGAAACUGCCCAACGGAAAGCCUUGCUUGUGUGCUACCCCCGGGGACCCAUGUCUGGAGAUAGCUGCUGCGCUGCCUGCCACGCCUGUUGGACGGGUGGUCUCACUCAGGGACCCCCUGGUGGACCCCCUCCAGCGACCAGUUGACAGAGCGAGUGCUGACCGCCUCCGGGCGGCGAAGCCAGUGGCAUGGCGAGGUUUGGGGGAUCUGCCCCAGUUCGCGUGGGCCAAGCCGCUUGUGGGGUCAUGGUUGGUGAUCGACCUUUGGGCUGGCUUCAGUGGGCUGUGUGUGGCCCUCCUUGCGAUGGGGGUGCGUUUUCACGCAGUGGCUGCGGAAAACGACAUUUUCCCGGCCCAGGUGGCGGAACAGAUCAUGCCGCAGGUGGUUACUGUUGACGCGGUGGAAACUGUGACAGGGACCAUGUUCCGUCCUUUUCUGCAACGUCGGCAAGUCAGAGGAAUUAUUUUAGGAGCUGCAAGACCUCCCAGAAUGUGCGACCCUGGAGAUUGUCACGUUUUCGGAAAACGUGGCCUCUAUGCCCCGCGAAGUCAUGGACCAGUAUACAGCAUGGAUGGGCUUCCCACCUAUCCUCAUCGAUGCGGGCGCUUGCGGAUGGGUGCAACGGGCGCUUGCGGAUGGGUGCAACGGCCCCGGCUGCUGUGGUUAGGCCAGGGUCGCUGCGGGGUGUCUCCUCGUUGCACCCCCCCGACGGCUGGGUAUGGGUCGAGUCUGGGACCGAUCCCCCCGAGCUGCGCUGGAAGGGACCCAAGCCAAUCCCUUUUUGAUGCUGCGGAAGUAGUUAAGGCUGCGGGACAAGGGGCUAUGCAUCCGUUCACCAGGGAGUUUUGGCACCCCUGUGAUCGGGUCAAGCUGGUUCCGCCAGAGGCGGCUGCUAGAUUCUAUCAAGAUGAGAGGCGGUUUCCCCCCUUGGCCUACACAGCAGAGAGUUUGCUUUGGCGCAAGGAUGAGUGGCGUCAGCCGGGGCCUGAGGAGCGUGCCCAGAUGAUGGGGUUUCCUGCGCAGUGCCUUCAGGCCGUUCAGGGACCAGCGGCGGUGCGUCGCCAACGCCAAAACAGUAUGCUUGGCAACGGUUUCCACCUGCCGAUGAUUGUGGCACUUUUCUGCCUGCUUCCAGGUGUGUUGAGUAUGCAGGUACCGCGACCGUUGUUUGACCUCGCGGAGCGCAAAAUGCAGGAGCGUUUGGCGGGUACGGUAUGGGAACCAGGCCGCUUGCAGGUGUUCCCUGGUUUGCUUUCCAGUGACCAGGUGGUGCAAUCCAUGCAGCGGACAGUCUUCGGAUCCUUGCCAAUCUCUGCAAAUGUGUGGCAGUUGACAGCUACCCGGUUGGCUCCCUUGCCAGUGUGGCAACUGCAAGCCUAUACUGCCUGGGCAGUCGGCCGAGGACUCACCGGGCAGCGCUACCCGGGCAAUUCCCGGAAGGGCCUGGACCAUUUGCGCAAGGAGGAGCAUAUCAAACAGGCUGUGGGCCUGCCAUCGCCCUUUCGCCUUCGCGAGUGGCCUGAGCAAGAUGUGGAUUUCGUUCUCCACGCCAUUGCAACAUGGCAGCAGGCACUGAUCGGGUACUCUGAGCAAUGCCGCCAGGUAUUUCGACAGGUCUGCACAGCGCUGCUGCCAUUGGAUGAUGAGUUGCGCAAAUUCAGGGUGCACAGUGCAGUGAAAGUGGCCGCUGGGAAAAGGCCUGCCGUUUUGGCGUUUUUGACUGUGAUCCUGCGAUGGCCCGACUUGCAGCAACCUUUGCAGAUGUUGCAGGGCUAUCCUAUUGUCGGGGCACUGGAGCCUAGUGGAGUCUUCCGAUCCAUUACUGCUCGUGAAGCUUUGCCAAAAGAGGAGUGGUUGGGGGAUGCAGCUGUGGCAGCUGUGGAGAGGAUUGAGAGCUCUCGCCCUCCGCGGUUUGCCGAGCGCAUCUAUGCUGCCACAGUUCUUGAGCAACAAAAGCAAUUUUGUUCGCCUUUCCUUACCAAGCGUUGCAUGGAUGAGCGUUUUGGCGUAGGACAGUGGCGACCGCUGCAACGUUUCUUGAUUGUGCAGCCGGAUGGGAAGGAAAGAGUCAUUGACAAUGCACGCAAGACUCUCCACAAUAGUUCAACGGCGAUGAUGGAAACGAUUUACACAGUGCACUUGGACUUCAUCCCGGCCGUUAUCAAGCAACUGGCGCACCGGCUUCAGGUGACUAGCCCAGGGGAUUGGAGUGUCUUCCACCCCUGGGCGCAUUUUCGCCUGGGAACGGAUGAUCUGCCGGAUGCAUAUCGUGGUCUGCCCGUGUGCCCAGAACAUUUGCCAUACUCUGCUGUGGCAGUCUGGGUACCCCAGCAGGGAUGGCGUUACACUAUUUUGUGGGGACUGGCCUUUGGACUCGAAAGUGCUGUAGUCUCUUUCAACCGGCUGCCUCAGCUGGGAAUUGCCGCUACCAGAAGAUGCCUCUAUGGUCUUGCAGCAGCUUAUUUUGAUGACGAGCUGGCCGUUGAAGUGGUGGCAGCAGCCGAUAUUUCACAACAAGCCUUGCGGCUCUUGUUUACUAGUAUUGGUGCUCCGCCCCAGAAAGCCAAGGGAUUUGCGCCUUCACCAGAUCGCCACUACCUGGGAGCCGCGAUUCACUUGGGCUCUGUGAUGACAACGGGUUGUGUCCGUAUCCAGCCAAAAUUCGCGACGGUGGCCAAAGUUGCUGGUCGUCUCCGAGUGGCCAUUGCCAACCGUUGUCUUACCAAAGAGGAAGCUGGCAAGCUCCGGGGCGACAUCACUUGGAUGUUUUCUUUGGCGGCGGGUCACAUGGGCCGUAUCGCCCAGCCUGUCCUGGCCAAGUGCAGCAGUGAUGGCCCGACGCCAAUGGAUGAUGAAGAUGUUGUUACCUUGCAGGUGCUGCUGCGCAUUGUCCUGGACUGUCAGCCUCGCGACGUCCAGGUGUGCGGUAUGGAUAAGGUGCCACCAGAGGUCAUAGAUAGCUGGGUGCCUCGUCGCCAGCAGAUUUACCCAGGCGAGGCCAUUGUGGCCCUGGUCAUUCCGGCUCUCUUGCCUGACCUACUACGAGGCCAGGAUCUCCUGUGGUUCGUCGACAAUGAGAGCGCGACCAGCACUUUGAUCCGCUGUGUCUCAUCUCAGUGUGAUGUCCACGAGAUAGCACAGUUCUCGCACUAUCUGCUGAACAGUUUGGACGCCCGGGCGUGGUUUGAAUGGAUUGACUCCGAGUCUAAUCCUAGUGAUGGGCUGAGCAGAUUAGGAUUAGCAGAUGAGUGGACACAAGCCCAGGGAGAUGAAGAGAAGCUCCAGGCUUUGGUGGCCUGUAGCCUUCAGUUCCUGCAAUCCAUGAGCGACUGGGAUUGA